This is a messenger RNA of Schistosoma rodhaini, 4802 nucleotides long. NCBI's taxonomy places the organism in Eukaryota, Metazoa, Platyhelminthes, Trematoda, Strigeidida, Schistosomatidae. The record is from the annotation of a GenBank genome assembly.
AGGUCAACCUUGCCGGUCUAUGCAAAUUGUAAGGUCAGGGACUUCGUGGAAAUGAGCAUCCUACAAAAAAUAGCCGAGAUAGAAGCCGAGAUGGCUAGGACACAGAAGAACAAAAAUACUAUGGGUCAUUUAGGAUUGUUAAAGGCUCGGUUGGCUAAACUUAGGCGAGAACUUAUUGAACCUAAAGGUGGUACUGGCGGAGGGGGAGAAGGUUUUGAUGUUGCUAAAACGGGAGAUGCACGUAUUGGCUUUGUGGGUUUCCCAUCAGUUGGAAAGUCAACACUUUUGUGCAAUUUGGCCGGUGUCUAUUCUGAAGUGGCUGCUUAUGAGUUCACAACCCUUACCACUGUGCCAGGUGUUAUCAGGUACAAAGGAGCUAAAAUUCAACUACUUGAUCUACCCGGUAUUAUAGAAGGUGCCAAAGAUGGAAAGGGUAGAGGAAGACAAGUGAUAGCUGUUGCCCGAACUUGCACUCUCAUUCUCAUGGUGCUAGAUGUCCUUAAGCCUUUACAACACAAAAAGCUUUUAGAAAACGAACUUGAGGGAUUCGGUAUUAGACUAAACAAAAGUCCUCCUAAUAUUACAUUACGCCGAAAAGAAAAAGGAGGUCUGAAUAUUCAAGCCUUAGUCCCUCAGUCUGAAUUGGAUAAAGAAGUAAUAAAAGCUAUUUUAAGUGAAUAUAAAAUACACAAUGCAGACGUCUCACUCAGAUGCGAUGCAACUGCUGAAGAUCUAAUUGAUGUGAUUGAAGGUAGUCGUGUUUAUAUUCCGUGUAUAUAUGUUCUCAACAAAAUUGAUCAGAUUACUAUUGAGGUAUGAAAUGAGUCAUGUAAUUGUUCGGAUUUUGUUAGGAGUUAGAUAUCAUUUGUCGUGUUCCUCAUUGUGUGCCCAUUUCAGCUCAUCACAAAUGGAAUUUCGAUGAUCUACUUGAGCUAAUAUGGGAGUACUUAAACUUGAUAAGAAUUUACACAAAGCCCAAAGGGCAGUUGCCUGAUUACAACGCUCCGGUUAUUUUGAGAUCUGCUUCUCACACUGUUGAGGACUUUUGCAACAAAUUACACAAGACUUUAAUCAAGGAAUUCAAGUAGUAAGUUCAGAUAACAGUUGAAAGAUUUGAUGAAAUUUUGUAUAAAUGCUCCGAUCACUUCUGGAAAGUUUUAUAUCAGAACAGUCGUUAAAUACUGUUUAUUAGAUGAUAAAGUGAAAUAGUUCAAUUCAUUCAUUUUAGUCCAAGUAUUUUUUUAAUUUUAUGAAAUCUGCAAACCCCUCGUAUGCAACGUAAGAAUGUUUAAUAACAUAAAACCUUUGACAACAAUGAAUUACAGAAUAAGCAAGAGCUUAAAAAGAAGUUAGUAGUAUAAAUCUCACAGGAAAGGAGUUAGGUAAGACAAAGUAGUUUAGAAUAAAAUUAUUCGCCUUGCAGACAAAUAGUUCAUAAUCACUUUUGUCAUUAUUGAUUUCUAUGGUUGGUGAUAGAACCUAGAUAUUCUGCGAGUUCAUAGACUUCAGAGUAUUUUCCCCAUUUGGCCACUUCCAAAAUUUCUAGUCCAUAGAUCCAGUCCACAAAGAACUGUUCCAACAUCAUGAGAGCAAUUUGCAUGGUAACUGGUAUCCGAUUCAGAUUCGUAUACUAUUUCUAUUUCGACCAUUCUUUACUACUGACAAUAGCCUAUCUUUUACAGGUUCCUUAGUCAGAUUUAUGAUACAACGAAUAAACUAACAGGGAGAUAUAGUAAACCAGAGAGACUAGUCAAGGGCAAAGAAGGAAAGGCAAUCACGGAGAUUCAAGAACAGAAGAACAGAUGAUUAGAAUACCUUGAGGAACUCUUGAGUAGACCAGCUCCAUUAAAUCCACCGGAAAUCGAAGUAGCUCAAACAGACCUUCCUAUAGAUGUCAGUCCACCAACGAUCGAAGAAAUCAGCAUGUUCAUCAGACAAGCAGCAGAACCUGACAAUAUACCAGCUGAAGCACUGAAGUCAGACAUUGAGGUAACUGCAAACAUGCUUCACCUUCUAUUCAAGGAGAUUUGGGAGGAGGAACAAGUGUUAACGGACUGGAAAGAAGGACACCUCAUCAAGAUACCAAAGGAAGGAGACCUUAGCAAAUGUGAGAAUUACAGAGGAAUUACACUACUGUUAGUGCCAGGAAAGGUUUUCAACGGAGUCUUGCUGAACCGGAUGAAGGACUCAGUAGACGCCCAACUUCGAGAUCGACAGGCUGGAUUCCGUAAGGAUCUAUCGCGCACAGACCGAAUUAACACACUACGGAUCAUCGUCGAACAGUCAGUUGAGUGGAACUCGUCACUACACAUCAACUUCAUUGACUAUGAGAAGGCGUUUGACAGCGUGGACAGAAGAUUAUGGAAACUUCUUCGACACUAUGAAGUCCCUGGGAAGAUUGUCAACAUUAUCCUAAACUCGUACGACGGGCUACAGUGCAAAGUCGUGCAUGGAGGACAGCUGACAGAUGCAUUCUAAGUAAGGACAAACCAGCUUCCAGCUGAAUAGGAAAUUAGGAAAAGACGUUGGAGGUGGAUAGGACAGACAUUGAGGUGAUCAGGAAACUGCAUCACGAGUCAAGCCUUAACUUGGAAUCCUGAAGGGAAACAGAAAAGAGGACGGCCAAGGAAAUAGAAGCAGAUAUGAAAAGGAUGAACGACAACUGGAAGGAAUUGGAGAGGAUCGACCAGGACAUGGUUGGUUGGGGAAUGCUGGUGGGUGGCCUUUGCUCCUGUAAGGGGAGUAACAGGCGUAAGUAAAUAAGUAUGUAAGUAAGAGUUAGACUUAUGAUUGUAGUUAUCGUUAAUUAACCAUGUGCCAGGGACUUACUAAUUACAAUGCAUCACGAAUUUUAUCAAGUUCAAAUUUUGAUAAUCAAUGUUUUCGGCUGUUUUAGCAGUAUUCUGUUCCUAUUUUAUAUUUACUAAUAAGUAGACAGUGAGAAAUUUAGAAUUUCAUCCCAUAUAUUUUAUUUAAACAAACUUCAUUUUUCAUAUUUGCUUUGGCUUACUGGUGUUUUGUGCUGGUGAAGCACUGUUUCGUGACGUAUAAAUAGUACUCAAUAUAAUAUUAUUUUUCUGUAGUGUUCACGCAUAACUUGGAUUUUUUGAACAAACGAAGCGUUCAGUAGCUGUUUUUCCAAAUUAUGUAUUAUUAUCAAAUUCUUAGACAUUUUUUUACUAUUCAUUAGUAAAUUUAUAACAAAGAAGAAGUUAUAUUUGAAAUUUAUUCCAAUAAACCUCUAUCGAGAUGGAACCAUUAAGAACAGACCAAUUCUACCGUCACUUUAUAUCCUUUGAAUUUAUCAAAGAUCUGUAGUUUUAUGAAAGUACAUAAAAUUCCGUAUGCUAUUUCUGUAUGGGUUAUUGAAAUAUGAUGUCUUGUUUGACAACUUAAAAUAGUUUGAUCACCGAAUUCCUGUUUCCAGCGUUCAGUAGUUCGGGAUCUAGCCAUUCUGAACAGUUUCAAAUUUUAUUUAUCUAUAAGGGACAAUGAUCACGUUAACUAAAUACUGUGUCCUUCAGGUUUUCUCCAAAGUAGCCAUUAUUUAUAGUAGUCUGUGUUGUCGUGUCGCUCCACUUAACUUGUAGGAUUCCAUGUCCUUUAUAUUUCAAGGCAUUUUUUUACUCGAUAUAAAUCUGAAUAAAUCACCUCUAUCUUUUAACGACAAACUGUUUAGUCUUAGCAAUCAAGCAGAAUUAUAUAUACUUAAUCUACUUCAUUCAUCUUUAUUAAAAAGCUCUAAAUGAUUUUCUGUCAACAUCUCAUAUCAAAUUUAUGCCAGUUAAUCCUUUUGGGAUGAAAUGGAUUCAUCAUAAUCUUUCAACUUGCUCCAAUAACUUACCAUUGUAAAUUUAUUUUACUGUUAAUUAUAAAUACAUGUUAUUGAAUAUUGUGAACUUCAUACAUUCAUACAAAUGUACAGAGUUCCUAACCUGUACUGUAUUCUACCUAAGGAUUAUGGAAACAGUUGGCAAUAUUAUCACAUGCUGAAAUAUCUCUAUCAUGAAGAUGCAAGUAGUUGACGAGCCAGAUUCUUAUUUAUGGACUUUCGCCAUAUGUUCGCUCCGGUUAUUCAAUUUUUUGAUUUAGUCUAAAUUUUAACAAUCUACUUAGAAAGAUUGUCUUAGCUGCCUAAAACCAUUAAUUUUUUUUCUAAAAGGAUAGUUAAUUUUAAUCGGAAUUCAACAUUUCACUGAAUACCAUAAUUCUUUUCAUUUUAAUCUCGAUACUGAAGUAUUUCUUAAGAAAUAUUUGUAUCUUCUAGUUAGUUGUUAAACAAUUUGUUAUUAGAAAUCCAAGUUAGUAUACUAAUUAUAUCCUUUAGAAAUAUCAUUCGUGAGUUUAAAAUAAAGUUGUCACUUAUAUUCUGGAAUAAUCCCAUUAGAAUAUUAUGGUUCUCUCUGAACAAUUCAGUCUAGUCUGGCUAGCUUAAAUGUAACAUUUCUUUUGACUAAAUAAUACAAAUAAUUUUGUUUUCAAAUAUUAUAUGUCUCAUAAUUUUGAGUAUUUUACGUAUUUUUUUAGUGCUUUUGUUUGGGGUUCGUCAGUAAAACAUCAACCGCAGCGUGUAGGUAAAGAUCAUAUACUUCACGAUGAAGAUGUUGUACAAAUUGUUAAAAAAGUUUGACCGAUUCGCCAUUCACUGUGUCACUUUUACCUCUCUUAUGUAUUUAUUGAGUCUGCCAAAAUUGUGAUGGACAAAUAGAUUUCAGCGAUAUGAUUUCGACAAGUGCUUCGCGUUAUUAUUAUUGUAUUUACAGAUUUUCAAUAGUUUUUGAAUAAAAAUAUUUGUGGAGUAG